UUCGUUGAAAUGCUCUUGCAAUCCUGAAGAGGAUGGAAUAUUGACGAUGGAUGUGAUACGAAGAGAAUGUCCCUCGAUGACGAUCCUUCCGACUUCGACGGCGUCCUGCCCGUAAUUCCCAUCGACUCUCCGCCCGUUUACAAAGACAGAACCAGCAAUGCUGCGACCGGUGCCUCUGCAGCCGGUGCUCGCGCAUUCGCCGCGCAAACCGUAGCCUUCUAUUUUCGGGCACCUGUCAAGGCCUUUUUCAGGACGAGGGUGGAUUAUUUGGCAUACGCCAAAUCAAUAUCGCCGGACAUACAAACCGGCCGCUUCUCCUGGCGGAGCACGACGCCGGGCCUGCUGGCCCAUGCAAUCCGCAAUUAUGGCUGGCGCUUCAUACCGGAACAACUCCUCCCUCCGCUUGCUGCAAAUGUCAUUGUUGGCGCGGCCCUGUACACUAGUUACCUACAGGUCCUCGGCCGAAUCUACGAACCCCCCUCUCAUGCUUCGAAGACCGUCUUCCCGCCUGCACCGCCAACUCAUACAUUUGCUGCUGGCUUUGCCGCCGGAAGCAUUCAGAGCCUAAUCGCGGCACCACUGGAUGCGCUUCAGGUCCGAUUUGAGCAGCGUGGCGAAGCAUAUCGGCACAAGACCAUGUGGCAGUACGGCAAGGGCAAACUACAAGAGAUCGGACUACGUGGUAUAUUUGCAGGCUGGGGGCUCUCGUUUCUGAAAGACAGCUUUGGCUCGGGAAUAUUCUUCUCCACUUUCGAAUACGUCAAAGCGCAGGGGUAUUACAGAUUUGUACGGUGGUACUACGGAUCACUGGGCGGCGUGGCCGUGGACAAGCUCGCGCAUAAGAGAGGGACUGUUGCUACGGAGAGCCAGCCCACCGCCAUGAUUCGGCCCCAUUAUGCUUUGGAGCCGGGAUUCCUUAUGCUCGCGGGUAUCACGGCGUCAGUGGCUCAGCAGGUGGUUUUGUACCCUCUGUCGACGUUCCAGACGUUGCAUUACGAACGGCUAGAGGACUUGGAUAAGAAAGCCGCCGGGUUUUCUCAGUCGCAAGGGUCGAAGAAAGGGAGGAUGCUCCGCGCGUAUUACCACGCUUAUCAGGAGACUUGGAGACAAGCUAGGACCCAAGCGAGGCAGGUUGGAGGGAUGACAAGGUGGUUGUUCAGAGGGUUCUGGUGGUUCACAAUACGGCAGGUUCUGUUGAACAAAGCCUCUUCCACCUCACCGAAAACGGUUGACUGCAACCGGCAGGCAAAAGGGAGUCUUGAACAAAGCCUCCCUAAAACGGUUGACUGCAACCGGCAGGCAAGAGGCCUAUAUAGAAGGGACUCUUGCCUGAGAUAGAUUGUAGAUCUUUAAGCAAUCAGAUCAUCCUUUUCGAACAGGUUCCGAGUACGAGUGCAGGUCUGGUUAUCUUUGAGCUGGUGCGCAGGAAGUAUGGCCUGGCUGGAG
This is a messenger RNA of Exophiala xenobiotica, 1446 nucleotides long. RefSeq lists its product as uncharacterized. Gene Ontology annotation, biological process: mitochondrial L-ornithine transmembrane transport. The record is from RefSeq and is a predicted model, not a curated record. NCBI's taxonomy places the organism in Eukaryota, Fungi, Ascomycota, Eurotiomycetes, Chaetothyriales, Herpotrichiellaceae. The coding region runs from base 67 to 1338 and encodes 423 amino acids. Gene Ontology annotation, molecular function: L-ornithine transmembrane transporter activity. The transcript has 2 exons.